Messenger RNA from Apiotrichum porosum, 438 nucleotides. RefSeq lists its product as uncharacterized. The coding region runs from base 1 to 438 and encodes 145 amino acids. The record is from RefSeq and is a predicted model, not a curated record. Lineage: Eukaryota; Fungi; Basidiomycota; Tremellomycetes; Trichosporonales; Trichosporonaceae. The transcript is spliced from 2 exons.
AUGAGCACCCAGUACAAGAAACACAUUAUCUUCACCGGCGGCUCCAGCGGGAUCGGCUACGAAGCGACCAAGGUGCUUGCCGCCGACCCCGAGACGCACAUUGUCGUUUUGAGUCGCAGCCCGCCGAAGGACCUCCCGGACAACGUCGAGUUCCACAAAUUUGAUCUUUCAGACCCCGAAUCUGUCCGCUCAUGUGCCGAGUGGUGGCCAUACCCGCCUGCCGACGCCUUCGUCGGGUGCGCAGGAAUCGGCGGCACACCCAAAGUCACUUACAUCCAGGAUGGCAUCGAGCAGACCUUCGCAACAAACCACCUCGGCCAUGCGCUGCUCAUCUUUCUCCUCAACGACCGAGGCGCCUUUGCUCCCAACGCGCGAAUCUCCUUCGUGGGCUCGUCACUCCACGAUCCCGAGAACCCUAGCUCGCUCAAGCCGUAUUGA